AACAAAAAUAUUGAAACGUCAAUUUUUUGUGAUGCGAUUCCGAGAUUUCGAAGCGAACCACGGACAACGUUUUAUAAAAUAUUUUUUUUUGAUAAUUAUUUUGUGCUAAAGUUUGUGCUUUUAGUUGAGAUUUCGAAUUGGUGGAACAGCGAUUGAUUAAUUUUAGUGUAGUUCGUCGCACUUGGCAAAUAGUUGUUUUCCCUUCGAAUUACUAACACAUUUGAUAAGGGGAAUCCUUCGAUCCAGAUAGAAUGGAGACCACAGGAGCUUCUCCGAAACAGAAACGACGUCCGCGAAAGCAUAAACCAAGACAGCAUCUACAUUCAAAGGAAGAACCGGUUCAGCUGGUAGCUGCCUCUCCGAAAGAAUCUAAGGUAGAAACAAAUAAGGAAAACUUUCAACAGCUACUUCAGACCGAUCAAACCGGUCAGCUGAAUAGGAAUCCAAGUAAACGCCAACGAAAGCGCAAUAAAGGAAAGAAACAGGAAACGAAUUAUCAAGAAGUGCAGUCGAUUUCUUAUAAAGAUAUUUUCCCUAAAGCGCAAAUAUUUCCUGCAGAGGCACGGAAAGUUCUAAAAAAGAGAGAGAAACUACAACCUACCAGUAAUAGUGGAACAUCUGCACAAAAAAUUCGGAACAAUUUCGAUAAAAAUCGAUCAAUUCAGAAUAUUGAACCUGAACGAAUAUUCCCUGCUUUCACCGUUGACACAGAAAAGCCCAAAGCAACAAUUUCUGUUAUUUAUAACAUUCGAUUGGAAGAUUUGUUUCCAACGCCUGGGAAUUAUACCUUUGAGAAUAAUGCGGUACCGCGAAAGGUGAAUCGAGUCCAUACGCCUAAACUAGUACCACGCCAAGAAAAAGCACACGCAUUUGCAGGAAUUCAAGAUAUAGCAUUGGACGACAUUUUCCCAAAAGAUCCUUGUCGUGUUGAUUCAGCAAAAAACUCUAAAGAAAGCAUGAAUUCUCCUAAAGAAGAAAAGUCCCGUGAAGAAGUGAUGGCAGAACGAGAAGCUAAGAAAGCUGCGAAAGCCGCAACGAAGGGUAAAGGGAAAGAUAAGCCUAAACCUGUGGGGCUGCAAGAAUCCACGCCGUUGCAAAAGUCAAGUACGGAUUCAAGUCUCUCUGAAAAGCUCGACAAAUUGCACAUAUCAGAUCCACCAGCAAAUGCCCAACCCGCGGUUGGUUUACCAGCUCAAUCCACCAAGCAACUUAGCAAAGCUGAGCGUAAAGCGCAGUUCGAAUCUAAAAACCCCGAUUUGGCCAAACCAAAACCCGCCACUAAACCGACAACAUCAAAAGCCGAACGCCGAGCCAUACAGGAAGCCCAACGAGCUGCCAAGGCUGAAGUUCAGGUCAAAAAGGCUGCCCCUGCCGUGAAAUCCAGUGCGGAAUCUUCUACCAAGGCUGAUACCCCAGUGGCGAAAAAAGAAACUACUCCACCCUCUAGCAAACAGCCGAAGAAAACCGUUAAAGCUACCGACUCGCCACAGCAGCAACCGCACAUGGUCAAACUAUUCAACCACCUCUACACGAAAAAGUUCGCCGCUUCGGAAAUUGUCAAUUCCAGCCAGCUGCAUCCCGCAAUAACGAAGCUUGGUCUUCAGUAUGCCGAAGGCGUCAUGGCCGGAUCCAAGGCUCGCUGUUUGGCCUUUCUGAAAGCUUUAAUGCAAAUGAUCAACGAUUAUGAGACGCCUCCGGAGAAAGAAUUUUCCCGUGGGUUCGAAGAAAUUCUCAAGCCGAACAUAACUUUUCUGCAAAAGUGCCGACCCUUUUCCGUGUCCAUGACCAAUGCACUGAAAUACAUAAAGAUGUACACCAGGCAACUGAACCCCAAGGAUUCGGACUCUGAUCAAAAGGUAUUUCUUCAGGAAGCAAUCGAUACCUACGUCCGGGAUCAGAUCGAGAAAGCUGAGGAGGCGAUCAGCAUUUCGGUCCAAGAAAAGAUUUACGACGGCGACGUCAUUCUCACCUACGGCUGCUCGUCGCUGAUUAAACACAUUCUGGAGGAAGCGAACCAUCGGAACAAGAACUUCCGAGUGGUGAUCGUGGAUUCGCGACCACGCAACCAAGAGCAUGAAAUGCUCCGCCAGUUAGUGGCCCAAGGAAUCGACUGUACCUGCGUACUUAUUAACGCCAUCAGCUACGUCAUGCCGGAGGUGACCAAGGUACUCCUCAGCGCCCAUGCCCUGCUGGCCAACGGAUGUGUGAUGUCCCGCGUGGGAACGGCCCAGAUUGCGCUAGUGGCCAAGUCCUACAACGUCCCGGUGCUUGUGUGCUGCGAAACACACAAGUUUAGCGAGCGUGUUCAGACGGAUGCAUUCGUUUAUAAUGAAAUUGGCAAUCCGAACGAUCUGAUUUUGAACUCGGGCACUCGGGAGAAUCGAUCAUGUAAUCCGUUGGCCGAGUGGGAAUCGAUCAGUCAUCUGACGCCGCUCAACUUGCACUACGACGUGACCCCGCCGGAACUAGUGACGGCCGUCGUAACUGAGGUGGCCAUUCUUCCGUGUACGAGUGUCCCCGUUAUCCUGCGUAUCAAGCCUUCCGAGGUUGGGUAUUGAUGGGAAUGUUAGCGUAGGUAUGUACGACAGAUUAUUUUGAACGCCGUUUAAAAAAAUACCCUAAAUAAAGAGAAAAAAUGCUUCUUUUAAACGAACUCCCAGUAA
Molecule: messenger RNA, 2663 nt
Organism: Armigeres subalbatus
Lineage: Eukaryota; Metazoa; Arthropoda; Insecta; Diptera; Culicidae
Product: translation initiation factor eIF-2B subunit delta-like
Exons: 5
Coding region: 252-2558 (768 amino acids)
Source: RefSeq, a predicted model, not a curated record